Boleophthalmus pectinirostris (great blue-spotted mudskipper) is the source of this 7235-nucleotide messenger RNA. It is a transcript of the gene nhsl1b, whose product is annotated as NHS-like 1b. The record is from RefSeq and is a predicted model, not a curated record. The coding region runs from base 1001 to 5788 and encodes 1595 amino acids. NCBI's taxonomy places the organism in Eukaryota, Metazoa, Chordata, Actinopteri, Gobiiformes, Gobiidae. Gene Ontology annotation, biological process: cell differentiation. The transcript is spliced from 8 exons.
CGCUAACAUUUUUGAGGACAGUAAGCAGGACCAAGGCUGCAGGGGAUCCAUACCAAAGGAUACUUCUGGAGUGGACUUAGCCAACUUAGGCAGCAGCAGGUGUGGAUGGCUUCCUUGAUUCCUUUGGCCAAUCAUCUGAUGGGAAAUCCAGUUGUCAACAUUUCUUGCACUAGAAGUUUCCGUUCUUUUUUUUUUUUCAGCCAGAUUUGUGUAUUAAAACAACUUCUACAAUGGAGGAAAGCUGAGUCUUGACCUGAAAACUAAGAUUUGGAGGAAAUUUGGAAAAAAUGCUACCAGUUGGAUCUUGCACUGUUUGCGGAGAAUGAACAUGUUUAAAUUCAUAUGUUUUGGAAGUAUUGCCCAUAGAACCGGGGGGACACUGAACCCUCAUGUCUGGCGUAAAUGAGUUGGUGCGUGUCAGCUGUCUGUGCAUGCCAACCACUGAAGAUAACAACACCAAAGAGCACGCGUGCACGUCAUAAACAACAUCUGAUGAGUGCUUUUGAUUAGGAAGCAACUCGUGUCAUUUUAACUAGCGCUCUCCACCCUGUUAUGUCUCGGCCAGAAGUAUGACAGCCAAGAAAGUGUGUACAUAGUAGUGAUAGUAGCCCUAGUGUAAACUGCAAGGAGCGUGUGGAGCAGCGGGGCGGUGGUUUUCCAGAUAACUGGGAUUGCCUAAUUGCGUCUUUGGGUUUUGGGAAUUGUGCCCGGAGUUUAAAAGCACAAAGGGAGAGAAGAAAGAUGCAAUUAUUUAGCCUGACUUUUGGAUCUUAUUGCAGAUUCAAUGGCUCUAGAAAAUCUAUAUAAAACUAUAACACUUUUUGGACUGUGGAUUAUGCCAAUUUGGACCUGAAAUUUAAAUAUUUGGGAUUCCAGUGCUGUUUCAUAAUCUGGAUUACAAACCUUGUCUACAAUGUACAUCUGAAUAUCUGUGGAUUAGAGAUUACAAUUUUCACCACCACUUUUCUUGCUUCUACAUUGAUCUUCUGCCCCUGCAAGCAUGAGAGGUGAUAGGAGAUCAUCUUCUUUUCGUAAAGACAAGCCUGUGGGACUGUCUCGUGCCCUCAGCUGGCUCAAUGUGUCCACUCUGUCCCGCCAGAGCAGACGCAUGUUCCACAGUCAGAGUGAGCUGCAUGGCCGUCACACACUGUCACACACUCACCUCCACACUGCUAAUGGAGAAGACCCACACGACGAUGACAACUGGGUAUAUCAGCCUCAGCAUAAAAUAGCUGUAUCCAAUCUUGACGAGGAAAGCAAAUGGACUGUUCAUUACACAGCUCCGUGGCACCAACAGGAAAAUGUCUUUCUACCAGGCAGUCGGCCGCCUUGUGUAGAGGACCUCCACCGCCAGGCCAAAGUCAACCUCAAGACUGCACUAAGAGAAUGUGACAAACUGAGGAAGGAUGGUUUUCGGAGUUCCCAGUACUACUCUCAGGGUCCCACAUUCUCAGACCCCCUACAGACGGGCAGCGUCCAGGACGAGGAGGAUGAAGACAAUGACAAGAAGUCAAUAACAUCAUCAGCAGAAGAUGACAAGUCCCAACUGUCCAUGAGGUCCCAGACUCCUCAGGGCUGUGUUGAGGACAGGGAGGGGUCAGAGGUGGACGGUCAAGUGGUUUGGACCAAGGCCACACCCCUCCCCACGCCUGAGGAGAGGAUGAGACAGGCUGCUCAGGCUGUGCCCACUGACAUUGUUCCUAUUAAUGUAACAGGCGAAGUGUUUGACCGACAGGCAAGCAUCCGGCGCUCCCUCAUUAACACUGACACCGUGUCCCGAAGGCCCAAGAAGGUCAAACGCAGAAAGACUAUAUCAGGGCUGCCAGACAACUUCAACCUGGAUUUAGCACCACCAGGACGCUGUGGGGAUGCACGACCUCAUUCCAUGUUCAUCCCGGGACAAUAUUCCACUUUGGGGCGAACCGGAAGUAUGAACUCAAUGCUCCGGAGGUCAGUGACUAGAGACUCUUGCUCUCAGACAGAGGAGGUGAAAAUAGUCCCUCCGUCCAUGAGGAGGAUCCGCGCACAAAGGGGACAGGGUAUUGCUGCACAGAUGGCAGGGAUUUCAGCUUCAUCCUCUACUGGAAGUAUAUCCAUCUCCAGUACAGACAGCUCUGGGAUAGUCAUGAUGCCUCAGUAUAAUGGAGAUGUGUCCCGGUUUCACAGCCUGCCCCGGGGUGCCAGGGUGUCUCUAAGUGCUGAUCCCAUUUACAGCAGCACCCCCAUUAAAUCAGAAGAGCACGGGACACCACAGGGCCGCAUUGGCAAACUUCAGGUGGAUGAUACAGCGGUUCACAUGAGAAGUGCCCCAAGAACAGGCACUCUGCCCCGUCCCAAGUCCCAAGAGGUCAGAGGGAGCCAGGUCAGUGAGUGGGGUGGAGGUCCGGCCUGUGUGGUGUCCCCUCAUGCAGCGUACUCCACCUCUCUCAUUCCAAAUGCCAUGAUGUCCAGCUCCUCUGAGGUCAUUACAUUAAACUCAUCUGGGCAUAGCCCGCCCACUGCAAUAGUUCUACCCAACGGUCGCCCCCUUAGUGUGGCAUCAAGCAUAGAUACCCUGACAUCCAGUCCUGCACCCUUCAGUCACAGCAGCACCUGUCCUGCUCUGGCCACUUCCACUCCAGUGUCUAAAGCUCAGAGUGCGGGCACUGCCCCAACGAGUGAGUCUGGACACUCAGACAGCAGUGCACACAGCCACAGUACACUGGCCCCUACACCUCCCUGUUUGCCAGAGGAGCAGUGGAUCUAUGACACACCUGAAAAUGUAGUGGCCCCACAUCGUUCACUGACCUCCAGCUGCUCCACACCCAUAAACCAGCUGUACAGCAGCCUGGACCGUUCCUCCAGGACCACCACAGAUUCCAGCUCGGUCUACUCCCAGGACAACGAUGGCUACUUCACCUCCAUGCACCUGGAUUCAGGCCUGCGCUCACGCAGCCACGGCAGUGGCCAUGGGGCGGCCAUCGGACGGGCCACUAGACACAGCAUGUACGAGUGUCGGGAGCUGGCCAAUCAUGAGGACUCUACAAGUUUGUACAGUGAUAAAUCUCUGUCCCGAAGCAUCUCUCUGCGCAAAUCUAAGAAGCCGCCUCUGCCCCCAGCCCGUACAGACUCUCUGCGACGCAGACCUGGGGAGAAGAAGCCCCUGGGAGGUGUGAGUGCGAUCAGCGGAGGCUCUGAGUCUGUGCUCAAUGAGAGCCUCAUCGCCAGUCUGCAGCAGAGCUUACAGAUGGGACUGAGAGCAGGCAAAGGAAAAGGAGCAUCACCUUCAUCACCCUCCCACAGCCCGAGCAGUGACUAUGACGACCCGUGGGUGCUGCGGCCGCGCAGUCAUAGCAGCAUCAGUGCUGGCAGCUCAGCAGCGUCGCUGGGAGUGCACUCUGGUGUAGUUUCAAACAUGUACUCACUUUGCCAAGUGACUCCUGCUCAGAGCGAGACCAGCAGCCUGCGCUCAGACUACGCAGAGUCCUGGGGCUACUACAUGGACUACCCUCGAGGCCAGACUGACCAGAGGGCACAGUCUCCUGCUGCCACCUCCACAGAGACUGUCUCAACAGGGGUGAACUCUGGAGAUCUCCAAAACAAUGGGGACAAUAACAAUGUACAGUCUCCUACAGCUCAGCAGGGAGUGGCAGUGAAGCCGAAAACCUCACCUGACAGAGUACAUAGACUCACCUCUCCCUCUAGUGGCUACUCCAGCCAGUCCAACACACCCACCGCCGGGACACCUGUACCCUCAUUCGUCCGCUCCAUGUCCCCUUCAGGGAGUCGCCCUCCAAAACCCAAAGUCCCAGAGAGAAAGUCCUCCCUCAUCUCCUCUGUGUCAAUGUCCUCUUCAUCUACUUCUCUGUCCUCCAACACGUCAGACUCUCUCAAAAACCCACCUCCUCCUCCUCCACCACCCCCACUGCCUGUCUUCUCCUCCUCUGCUCCCACAACCCCUCUGAGUCCCCCACCACUCUUCCCUGCCCCUCUGCCUCCCUCGUCCCCUCCCACUCCUCCACCACCUCCGCCACUACCACCCACCCCACCAGCCCAGACACUAAGCCCGCCCCCUGCCUGUUCCACUUCCCCUGAGUUUCCUCCUCCUCCAUCCCCUAAUGCUCUAAUCCCCCCCAGCUCAUCCUUCAAUGGCAGCUUCAGUCCUCCUCCUCCUCCACCCCCAUACCCCAAUGUGGAUCCCCCUCUGCCGCCGCCACUGGCUCCCUUUGUCGCGUCAUCUUCCUCUCAAUCUGUUGUCCCAACACCAAAGCAGCAGCCCCCCAAAGAGGCUCUGUCCGAUAACGCUAUGCCAUCACCCAAGCCCCUCAUCACACCAUUUGCCCUGCAGAGUGUCCAGCUCCGAUCAGUAAAACGUCCUGACAAAGAAAUUGAUAGCAGCACAGACUUUCACCUCAGCAAUGACACGAAACCUGAAAGUUAUGACUCCAGCCCCCAGAAUGACACUCAAAAUGACUGUACUGAAGAUGUGUCCCGCCAGUCGUCCCCCUCUCCUGUCUCAAAGCUUUUAGAGGAGUUGUCUCUAGACUCUAGUUUCAUCAAUGAGUACCAACACUUGAAUGGUAAAGACAACUACAAUAACCAUGACGCAAUGCAAAUCUCCCCACAGACCUCUCCUGUCAAACAGCCUCCAGCAGUCUCCAAAAAACCCAAAAACCCCUUCAUGCCAUCAGUUACACCCCAGCCUCUUAUAGAGCAGUGUCAAAAUCAAGAACAAAAUGGACAUUUGCCUACAGAAGAUCAGGCAGAUUCACUUACAAAAGAAGUUGAGUUAAAAAAUGGGCUGCAGGAAGAUGGGGAAACUUCAGAGAGCUCCGAGCCUUUAACAGAAAGCAGCGAAACAUUGACAGACCCACAAGAAGAAAACUCCAACAUGUCUGCUCCAAUCAGCCCAGAGUUGAGUGUGUGUACCAAUGGACAUGAUGAGGAGGAGGAGGAGGAAGAGGAAGAGGAGGAGGAAGGUGAUGGAACGAGCAGCACAAGUGGAUCUGUCAGCUCCAAAGAGGAUGACGCAGGUGAGGUAUUUCAUUCCAGCAGCACGGCAGACUCGUCACCAGUUCAGUCCAAAGGGGCGAGCAUGGUGACCCCUACGCCCUCCCGUCCCAGAACCACGGAGGACCUCUUUGCGGUCAUUCACAGGUCCAAGAGGAAGGUCCUGGGUCGCAGUGUGUCAGACGAUGAGCGAACACGACCUGGUUCUCACCCCUCUUCUCCCCCAGUGACCCCCACAGGCAGCUCCACUGGCCUGGCCUCUUCUUUGCCCCGUCAGACCAGCUCCAUCCAGAGAUCUCUGCGCAAAUCCUCCACCAGCAGCGACACCUUCAAAGCCCUACUGCUGAAAAAGGGCAGCCGCUCCGAGACCAGUUUUCGCAUGUCCGCUGCAGAAAUGCUGCGCUCCACAGACCCACGCUUUCAGAGGACACGCUCCGAAUCUGCCCUGGAACCCCCUGCCUCCCCCGGAUCGCCCUCCUUUGCCCCCCACAGCCCCUGCGCAUCACCAGGCCGCAGUAAAAGACCCUCGGAGGAGUGGAACCGCUAUGACUCUGUGCCCCUCCCCUCACCCACGUCCCCCUCUUUUGCGUUUAGUGGGAUGAAAUACGGACGAUCACGCACGCCGCCCUCUGCUGCCAGUAGCAAGUACAACGCCCGCAGUAGGAUACUCAGCAGCCCCAUGACUGUUAUAUGUGAACGAGAGGGAGAGUGGGGGGAGAGUGAGUACAACGAUGCAGUGGACAGCCUUUCAGCUCUCAAUGACUCCAAUGGCACUUUAUCUGAAGAAAGCAGGAGUUAGAUGGACUAUGAUUUACAGAAAUGAACUUUUAGAGUAUGCCCCCAAGACUGGCACAAGCAAAGACACGCCACUGUUCCAUUUGGAGGUCAGAUGUGGCACUGGUUCAGUAAUGUUUCAACAGUUUCCUUAGUUUUUUUUGGUUAAAUAAUGCAUCAUGUUUUGCUUCAUACACAUUGUUGCCUAUGAAGUUGUGAUUCUUAAAGCUGCAAUGGUCAGGCUUAAACCAAGUACUACCUAAUAAUAAAGUAUUUGGAUUUCAAAGUACAAAUAGGACUAGACUGAGAACAAAUAUAGUCUAAACCAGGUCUAAAAUGGGACAAAAAAUACAUGUUAUUACCGCAGUUUUAGAAAGCUCUUGUUAAUGAUACCUUAUGUAAAUAUAAAUAGGAAUAAAGGGAGCUGUGUCAGAAAGCAGGAUUAUUUCAGCUUUAUGGGCAAAAAUGUGUAUUUACUCAUCCAACCAUGCAUUUCUUUUGAACAAUCACAAACAGUCUUUGCAGUGGUGCUAUGUAGCAGGCAACGUCCUGGGCAGAUUUGAAUGUAGAACGGUAGCUCUUCUGCAAAUUGUGGUACUUCUGUGGGAUACUUUGCAGAGGGCUUGACGCUGCCAACCAAGUUAAAUGUUAUUGUACAAAGACUUGACCCUAACUGCAAAUUUACUCUAAAACAUGAUUUGUGUUGUUUCGUUUUAGUUUGUAGAUUUGCAUUGUGCAUAGUCAUUAUCUUUGUAUUGUUGUUUUAAAGAUUGUUUUAAAAUUAUGUCAUGUUUUGUUUUGGAAUAAAUAUGUAUAACUGUAAAGCUAAAAUGACAGAGGAAAGUCUAUUUUAGUUAUCAUGAUGGUUACCAAAGAGCUGAAAAGUUAAACAAGUUAUUACAAAUAACAAUCUGAAGGGUGUGGCCACUUGUCAUUGUUUUCACCUGCUAAAAUCGCCUGAAUAACUCUAUCCUUUUGCAGUUUUAUAUGGUUCUGUAUGUACAUAUAAAGAGAAAUGAGUUUUAAGUAACAUUUCACUUAUUCUCAAAAAUCUUUGUACUAUUUUAGUAGCCCUGUGUUUGCUGAAAGGGAGUGGUUUUCCUUUUUUUUUUGUAUAUUAUUUAUUUGAAAGUAGCAGGGCUGUAACUUCAGUGACCUGGUCCAAGCAGUUGAACAGAGAUUGGUCAAAAUGUAGUUGUAUUGGUGUUUAAAAUGCAAUAAUAUUUAAGUUUUUGCCUUUGACUGCCCUUCAUAUUUAGAUUUGACUUGACUUAUGGGCAUUGCAAAGUCAUGUGAAUUUUUAAUUAAAGUUAUAAUUUUUUUGUCCAAUCUCCAAUCAACUGCUGACUUACUUGAGCACUUUGGGUCGGGUUCAUCUCAUGCCUCAAACAGCAAAAAUGAAUCGUAAAAAAUAAGACGAAGGCAUAAUGAAGGCUGGUUGCUCAUGUGUAUAUGUCUGUGUAAUUAAACAA